Molecule: messenger RNA, 576 nt
Organism: Diabrotica virgifera virgifera (western corn rootworm)
Lineage: Eukaryota; Metazoa; Arthropoda; Insecta; Coleoptera; Chrysomelidae
Exons: 3
Coding region: 145-474 (109 amino acids)
Source: RefSeq, a predicted model, not a curated record
GAAUUAUUCUUUAAUUUCUCAGAAAUAAUCACUUUAAGUUGUAAAUAAAUAAAUAUUAAGUAUAAAUUGGUAUAUUAUUGUUGUGAUACUACAUCAAUAGCCACACUUGACUUCAUAUUUUUAAACAUAUAACAUAAGCAUAAAAUGGCUUCUAAAGCUUCUUUUGUCUCCGUAUUGAUGUUGUUGGUUGCUGUAGCCAAUGCUUAUGAUGUAACAAAUUGUCCUUCAAAUACCGGUCGCCAGAGAAAUCUUGUUUACGACAAUCUUUUAUCGGGAGUGUCUAUCAAUGUUCGUAUGCCACCGGCAGGAUAUUUUAAUAGACCCAUAACGUGCCUUCAACUAAUUGAUCGACAGGGAACCUCUGUUUCUCCAAAGAUAGUGGAAGGCGGAUAUCUCGAUACAUACAUGGUAGUCAAUAUUACAUCAUUAAAUGGUCAAGUACUUUAUUACCAGGCACAAAUAUAUAUUGAUUAAUUAAAUUUCUUUAAUUGAAUUAUAUCGUUAUUAUAUAUGUAUGUCUUAGUUUUAAAACUUAGUUUCUAUAAAAUAAAAUCAUAUCCUUCAGGAUAACCAAAA